GAUGGACGCAGUGUGACCGGCCACACUUUGUUGUAGUAAAUGCAACAAAGUAGCUUUAAUGUUGCGCUUCAUCCACACAUGCUCGUCGACCGGCUGUGCAUGCACUGCACGGCGUUUCACAGACAUUAAUGUGUUGCACCGACCGUAGAAGUGUCUGUAACACAUCAGAAUAAAACCCCUCAUAUAGAGAGUCAAGUUGUCGUAUGUUCAGGACGAAACGCUCAGGUCUUGUGCGGCGACUCUGGAGAAGCCGUUUGAUCCCAGAUACAGAAGAGGAUGGAAAUGGCAAUGCUAGUGAGGGCUGCAGGGACGAGGUGUUCGGAGACAACCCGGAGAAGAUCCCCAAAAGGGAGCUCCCACCGAUGACCCCGGGUAUAGGGGACAUAGGUGGGGGGUGUAGUGGAGGCUUGGACCGGGAUGGAGCCGAACUGUGCGUCCAGGAGCCGGGCAGCCUUCGAGCCAUGCAGGACACAGAGACCAGGACGGUGACCUGCUGCUUGUUUAAAGACCGGGACCAGUCCGAGACCCAGGACGGCUCCACGGACCCGGGGUCGUGUCACCUGGUGCUGGGGACCCUCAGACCUCCGGAGGACCCGAUGCCUCGCACGGUGCUGGAGCAAGAACUGAAAUCAGCCACUUAUUCUCUGCUGAAGAGGCUGAAGGAGAGGCCUCUGGACACCCUGCUGGAGGCGGUGGAGUCCAGAGGAGGCAUGCCCAGCGACUGUGUGAUGGUCGCCCGCACAGAGCUGCUGCUGGCCGGCCAUGUGGCUUCUCCGCAGCUGCUGGUGUGUAAACUGUACCGCUGGUCCGACCUGCAGCAGCCGGCCCAGCUCAAACCGCUCUGUGAGUGUAAGAGCUUCGGGACUCUGGACAGUCCGACCGUGUGCUGCAACCCCUAUCACUACAGCCGGCUCUGUGGGCCAGAGUCACCCCCACCUCCCUAUUCAAGGCUUUCCCCUAAUGAAGAACACAAGCCACUGGAUCUGUCAGACUCCACAUUGUCUUACACUGAAACUGAGGCAGCCAGCUCACCAAAUAUCACACCAGGGGAAUUCUCAGAUGCCAGUAUGUCGCCUGACGCCCCGAAGCAGAGCCACUGGUGUAACGUGGCGUACUGGGAGCACCGCACGCGCGUGGGUCGCCUCUACACAGUGUACGAGCACUCCGUCAGCAUCUUCUAUGAUCUACCUCAGGGCACGGGCUUCUGCCUGGGCCAGCUCAACCUGGAGCACCGCAGCAGCACAGUUCAGCGCACACGAGGCAAAAUCGGCUACGGCAUCCUACUCAGCAAAGAGCCGGACGGCGUUUGGGCGUAUAACCGCAGCGAGCAUCCCAUAUUUGUCAACUCCCCGACCCUGGACGUGCCCAGCAGCAGAACUCUGGUGGUGCGGAAGGUGAUGCCGGGCUACUCCAUCAAGGUGUUUGACUAUGAGCGUUCAUACCUCCUGAGGCACUCCACGGAGGCCGACCUCUUGGACGGACCCUAUGACCCCAACAGUGUGCGCAUCAGCUUUGCUAAGGGCUGGGGCCCCUGCUACUCGAGACAGUUCAUCACCUCCUGCCCCUGCUGGCUGGAGAUCCUCCUCAACAACCACAGAUAACACAGACGGACCCCACAAACUAUCCCAAAUAUCAUCUACCUAGAUUUAAUAUAAAGUUUUAUAUAUUAUAUGAAAUAUAUAUUAUACUUGUAAAUACGGAGUCAUUUUUACAAUGUAAUUAUUUAUGUAUGGUGCAAUGUGUAUAUGGACAAGAGGAAAAAAACGGAAAAUGCACUUUGGCUUAUAUAUAUUAUAUAUAUAAAUAUAUAUAAAGAUAAAGAAUCUUUCAAUACCAACUUGAGAAAUUAUACAGCAAAAUUAGGAUGAGCCUGGAUUCGGUGUAUAGUUUUCAUAUACUAUUAAUAUCCAGACAAAAAGCUAACACCAUUCACACAUUGAUAAUAAAGG
Molecule: messenger RNA, 1949 nt
Organism: Anoplopoma fimbria (sablefish)
Lineage: Eukaryota; Metazoa; Chordata; Actinopteri; Perciformes; Anoplopomatidae
Gene: smad6b
Product: SMAD family member 6b
Exons: 4
Coding region: 204-1601 (465 amino acids)
Biological process (GO): anatomical structure morphogenesis; regulation of transcription by RNA polymerase II; transforming growth factor beta receptor signaling pathway
Cellular component (GO): heteromeric SMAD protein complex
Molecular function (GO): I-SMAD binding; transcription regulator inhibitor activity
Source: RefSeq, a predicted model, not a curated record